This is a messenger RNA of Phyllostomus discolor (pale spear-nosed bat), 1426 nucleotides long. Its product is annotated as ferritin light chain-like. Lineage: Eukaryota; Metazoa; Chordata; Mammalia; Chiroptera; Phyllostomidae. Gene Ontology annotation, molecular function: ferric iron binding; ferrous iron binding. The record is from RefSeq and is a predicted model, not a curated record. Gene Ontology annotation, biological process: iron ion transport; intracellular iron ion homeostasis. Gene Ontology annotation, cellular component: cytoplasm.
UCCAAAACCUUAGACAAUCCUGCCAGAGACUGGCCUCCUUGUCCCCUGGCCCUAGCCACGACGGCCCUCCUCGAACCUGAGUCUAGCAAACUCACAUGUGCCCGGCCCACCCAAGUCCCACCCGCGUCAGGGAGCUGGCGUCCCUAACAGCAGAGCCUGCCAUGUCCUCACCUCCAGCCACAUUACUCAGUAUCAGACCUUACUCCUGAACAGCUCCUUGGCCACGCUCCUGCCCUACACGGCCCUGAACUCAGCCACGUUUCUUCCAGACCCCUCUGACAGCCUCCCCUUGAGCACUCUUGCACUGUAGUCCCAGAACAGACCACCCCAGUUCGCGCUGAGCUCUUUGAUACUCCCCUGUCAUUGCCUGAUCACAGCUGGUUCGUAGGCAGCAGCAGUUACACCCUCAAUGGACGAAAGAGGGCAGGAUACACAGCAGUCACUACCACUCACACAGCUGAAAGCUCCCCCUUAGCACCCAACACCUCGGCCCAGAAAGCUGAAUUUUAGCACCCUUAUCGAGGCCCUACAACUAGGAAGGGGCCUAAAAAUCAACAUGGACACUGCUUCCAAAUCUGCCUACCACAGUCUGCAUCAUCCUCGUGCCGCCGUCUGGGGAGACCGGGGCCUCCUCACCACGCGGGGGUCCUCCAUCGAGCAUGCCAGCCUAACCCUCGGACUCAGUGACAGGCAGCUGUUACUCAUUGUGGGCACAUCACUGCACGCAGCCCGCUGGGGCCGGAGGGAACAACAGAGCAGAGAGGGAGGCCGAGCCAGCGGCCUCUUGCCUUUCCGGCCACACGGGCUCUCUGCCUGCCUUCCCUAUCAGCACCGACACCUAGCCACACUGAAGACACACUCAGCGGGGGACACCUGGGAGGGAGGGACCUCCGCUUAUACAGGAAGGGAAUGCUCCCCCAGCUCCAGGAGGCCUCCGUCUUACAAGAUCUAUAUAAUUCCCUCAUACAGGGAAUUCACCGACCUCUCUCUAGGCUUCUGUUUCGACCGGGACGCCGGGGCUCUGCAGGGCGUGGGCCACAUCUUCCGAGAGAAGCGGGAGGGCUCUGAGCGUCUCUUAAAGCUGCAGAACCAGCAUGGUGGCCGCCUUCUUCUCCAGGACGUGGCAGAGCCUUCCCAAGAUAGUGAGUGGGAUAAAACUCAGGAUGCCAUGGAAGCAGCCUUGGCCUUGGAGAAGACCCUGAACCAGGCCCUUUUGGAUCUGCAUGCCCUGGCUUCUACCCACUGCACAGACCCUCAGCUCUGUGACUUCCUGGAGAACCAUUUCCUGGACAAGGUGGUGAAGCUCCUCAAGGAGAUGGGCGACCACCUGACUGACAUCUGCCGGCUGGGCGGCCCCCAGGCUGGGGUGGGAGAGUACCUCUUUGAGAGUCUCACCCUCAGGCACUACUAGGAACCUUUGGAGCCC